AUAUAAAGGUCUGCGGGAUGUGAGCGCGCGCAGCUUCGCGGUCGUCAUGCUGCCGCUCGGCCUCGCGCUGCUGCUGCUCACCGCCGCCGCCGCCGCGGACCCGCGCGGCACCGCGGCUCCCGCCGCCCUGGCCCGGCUCGCGGCGGAGGAUCCGGCCGGCGGCGCGGCGCACGAGGAGCGGGGAGGGGAGCAUCAUCACGGCGGCGGGUACCGGGUGGUCCAGUGGGAGUGGAGCUACGUGCAGACGCCCUACAUCAUCGCCGUGUGGCUGCUGCUCGCCAGCGCGGCCAAGAUCUUGUUCCACUUCUCCCAGCGGUUCACCACUGUGGUUCCAGAGAGCUGUAUGCUGAUCCUACUGGGUCUGGUUCUGGGGGGGGUGGUCCUCAUAGCCAGCAAGAAGCAGCUGUACCAGCUAGAACCCGCCCUCUUCUUCCUGUUCCUACUGCCGACCAUCGUGGGCGACGCCGGAUACUUCAUGCCGGCGCGUCUGUUCUUCGACAACCUGGGGGCCAUCCUGAUGUACGCCGUGGUGGGGACGCUGUGGAACGCCUUCUGCACGGGCUUCUGUCUGUACGCCGCCAAACUGCUGGGGGUCAUAGACGGGCGCGUGCAGGCGGACCUGAUGGACUUCCUGCUGUUUGGCGCCCUGAUUUCAGCCGUGGACCCCGUGGCGGUGCUGGCCGUGUUCGAGGAGGUUCACAUCAAUGAAAUGCUCUUCAUCAUCGUGUUCGGAGAGUCGCUGCUCAACGAUGCCGUCACUGUGGUUUUGUACAAAGUCUACAUUUCGUUUGUGGAGGUGGGACCGGAGAACGUCCAGACAGCAGACUACUUCAAAGGAGUCGCUUCCUUCCUCAUCGUCAGCAUCGGCGGGACUCUGGUGGGUCUGGUCUUUGCCGUCCUCCUCGGCUUCAUCACGCGUUUCACCAAGAAGGUCCGCAUCAUCGAGCCGCUCUUCGUAUUUCUGCUGGUCUACCUGGCGUACCUGACCGCGGAGCUCUUCUCACUGUCCGCCAUUCUGUCAAUGACCUUCUGCGGCAUUGGAGCCAACAAGUACGUGGAGGCCAACAUCUCGCAGAAGUCUCGGACAACAGUCAAGUACACCAUGAAGACUCUGGCCAGCAUCGCUGAGACCAUCAUCUUCAUCUUCCUGGGGAUCUCAGCUGUGGACAAGUCGAAGUGGGCGUGGGACACGGGCCUGGUGUCCUGCACGCUGGUGUUCAUCUUCGUCUUCAGAGCUGUGGGAGUGGUUGGUCAGACCUGGGUUCUCAACCGCUUCCGCCUCGUACCGUUGGAAAAGAUCGACCAGGUGGUGAUGUCCUACGGCGGCCUGCGGGGGGCAGUGGCAUUCGCCUUGGUGGUGCUCCUGGAUGCAGAAAAGGUCAAAGCAAAGGACUACUUCGUGGCCACAACCAUCGUGGUGGUCUUUUUCACAGUCAUGUUCCAGGGUCUGACCAUCAAACCGCUGGUGAAGUGGCUCAAAGUUCCUCGCUCCACCAACCGGAAGCCCACCAUCAACGAGGAGAUCCACGAGAGGGCCUUCGACCACAUCCUGACAGCGGUGGAGGACAUUGCAGGACUGCAGGGGUACCACCACUGGAGAGACAAGUGGGAGCAGUUCGAUAAGAACUACCUGAGCAAACUGCUGCUGAGGAAGUCCGUGUACCGGAAGAGCGAACUGUGGGAGGCGUACCAGAAGAUCAACAUCCGGGACGCCAUCAGCGUCAUUGACCAGGGGGGGAACGUCCUGACCUCAGCCAGACUGUCUCUGCCUUCCAUGGCCAGCAGAGCCUCCUUCCCAGAAGUCACCAACGUCACCAACUACCUGCGUGAGAACGGCAGUGGCGUGUGCCUGGACCUUCAGGUGAUUGACAACGUCCCUGGAGCCAAAGUGGAGGAGGACACCGAGACCCAUCAUGUCCUCGCCGGAAACCUGUACAAACCCAGGAGGCGGUACCAGUCCCACUACAGCCGUCACUUCAUGCCCCUGGGGGAGCAGGAGCGUCAGGACCGCGAGGUGUUCCAGAGGAACAUGAGGAGACGCAUGGAGACGUUCAAAUCCACUCGAUACAAACGACACAAGAAGGAGCGCAGCCUGAAAAAGCGUCGAGGAUCCGACGUCAAAGAAGAGGGCGGAGACAAACCUAGACGCAACGUCAGCUGGCAGGACAAAGAUCCGGUGGUUGUUCCUGUGGAGCCGGAGGUGGACAAAGCCGAACAUUCCGAUCCGGAAAAGGAGGAAGACGUCGGGAUCACCUUUGUCGCUCGCAAAGCAGAGACACCAAAGCAACGGCCCAAAUCAGUCCCAGCAGCUCUGGAGGUCUGUCCAAGUCCACCAGCUGAACCAGGACCCCCCCCCGGUGGAGACAACCAUCUGCCGUGGAAGGGCAGCGUGGGCUCGCCCCCUCCCUGCGUGUCCUUGGAGGCCACCAAAAUCAUCCCUGUGGACCUUCAGCAGGCUUGGAAUCAGAGUAUUUCCUCCUUGGAGAGCGUCUCCUCCCCACCUGCCCCCCCUGAGGCGGUCCACCCUCGCGUCAGCGCCCUCUUCAGGCUGGGAGGACCCCGACCUGCCUCCUACACACCGCCGGGCAGUGUGGCGGGAAGCACUACCUCCAUCGCCGCUCAGGUGUUACAGAGCUCCUUCUGCUUCCCAGAAAAGAAGAAGAAGACGAAUUUGGAGGAAGAUGAUGAAGAAGAGGAGAUGGGGGGAGGAGCAUCACAGGAAAUGAGGCCGCUCAUGUCCCCUUCUAAAAUCCCCGGGGCCUUGCCUCCGCCCCCUCCCCCACCUCCGCCAGGCUCUGGGAGGAGAAGAAACCCCUGUGUCUACCUGAGGAGCCUGGUGGCAGCGCCCCCUCCUGGCAGUACUGAGCCUCCAAGUCGAGGCCCCACCCAGCUGUAGAUGUGGAGGACAACACACUUGGGGGAGGAGCUUGUCUUCUUGACCACAACGGAACGGCCCCGCCUCCCUACAGUCUAAUCCACACAAAAACAGUGCUGCUCGCCGUUCCGGCCUCAGCGGCUGUCUCCUGGCGUUCAGAGGACUUCAGCAGAUUUCACAGUAAAUUUAUCUCCGACUCUGAUCUGCAGCCACAUAUUUUACUGCCACCACACGACAGAUUCAGAAAGAACUACAAUCACAAUGAUAUUAUGGUCUGUCUGAGAAGAAAAUAUCCCAAAAUGUGUCCAGUAUGAUCUCAAAGCUACAAUCCAGUUCAGAGGUCAACUGUAAGCAGCGUGGAAAGACAGAUCAUAAUAUUGAGAUUGUAAAACCUUUUAACUUUUCUUGUAAACACAAUUUAAGGAUGAAAGUAGAUUUUAUUUCAACCUCAAAGAUGAUCAAUAUUAGUUUUUAUUGAAUGUAAUGCCAGCAUCUUCACGAAGUCAGCUUAAGACCCGCUUUGGCCGAAUGCUUUAAAUUCCUGUAAAGAUGCAGGCGAGCUCCAACGCUGACAUCACCUUUUUUUAAAGUUGUACUUCAACAAUGCUCUUCAGGAUGUCUGAAACACUUUCACAGAGAAGUAAACUCUACUCCACCUGCAGAAAUUCGUGAAUGCACCUUAUACAGCUGUGUGUGGGAGGGGCAGAGUCACUGGCUGCAACAUCAGCUGAUAGCUAGGAAGAGUACAAAUAACUUGUGCUUCACAUCAGAGUCGUAAUUCUCUAAAAAAACUCCAGAAAAAUGUCUUGGAGUCAGGUCAGAAAAGAAAUGUACGUCUUAACGUUGCUUUGUCACGAGGAGCAGUCAGAACAAAAGCACAAAAUGCAAACUGUGAGCCCGGCUCCGCCCCGUUGUCACGGUAACCCGAGCAAGGCAGGAAAUCACUGAGUUUAAAGGUCAUAUUCAUACCAUUUGGUAAAUUGAAUUGUCAGUUUUUAGUGUUUUUUUUCAGGGCCUCAUGUUCAGCCUUAACCUUCUGUCGUUAUGCUCUCUUGACUUUGUUUCCUCUAAAGUCUUUUGCCUCUGAAACGUCAGGAAAACGUCCAACAAACAUGCAAACUCUGACAGAGCGGCUGACGUCAGCCGCUGGAUUCUGCACCCUGAAAAGGAAGUGGGAUGUGACCGGAGUUAUCUCCGCCCAACUCGGCAACGUCCUGAUAAUAGAGUGUAAAGACAAACAAGGGGAAGUUAACCUAGAAACCAGUAACUCCUGGUUUUUAGUGGUGGUUGAGGUGAAAAACUGACUGUCAGACGGAGUCUUCGUCUGCCGUCCUCAGAGGAGAAACUAGAGGACGUCUCCAGCAGCGGUCACUCUGUUCCUUAAAGAACAGCCUUUAUGUCCCAACAGGUUUCAGUAGAAAAAGCGUCCGGCUUUGGUUUUUACAGGGACGUCCUUGUAUGGUAUUGAGGGUCAUUUAAAACAGCCUGAUUCAAAAUAAAUGUCCAAACUUAA
Oryzias latipes (Japanese medaka) is the source of this 4388-nucleotide messenger RNA. It is a transcript of the gene slc9a5, whose product is annotated as solute carrier family 9 member A5. Gene Ontology annotation, biological process: proton transmembrane transport; regulation of intracellular pH; potassium ion transmembrane transport. The record is from RefSeq and is a predicted model, not a curated record. Gene Ontology annotation, molecular function: potassium:proton antiporter activity; sodium:proton antiporter activity. Gene Ontology annotation, cellular component: plasma membrane. NCBI's taxonomy places the organism in Eukaryota, Metazoa, Chordata, Actinopteri, Beloniformes, Adrianichthyidae.